This is a messenger RNA of Scutellospora calospora, 311 nucleotides long. The record is from the annotation of a GenBank genome assembly. NCBI's taxonomy places the organism in Eukaryota, Fungi, Glomeromycota, Glomeromycetes, Diversisporales, Gigasporaceae.
AUGAAAAUUAUUACUUUUAUAGGAAAUUUUGCAAAACAAAAUGCUGAUAUUAUUUAUUCAUCUUUAUAUAUACAAUAUAUUGAUGUAAUAAAAAAUAAUGAUCAAUUUGGAAUUAGUUUACCUACAUUUAUUAAAAUUUGGAAAAAUUUUUUACCAUAUAUUCAAAAAUUAACUCCUCAUAGUGAUUUAUGUUUAAAAUAUAAAGAUAUGAGAUUUAAUGCUAAUUUUUGGUCAGUAGAAGAAAAAGAAAUCAAAGUAUUAGAAUGGCAUAAGCAUAUAAAAUGGGCAUAUAAAGAACGAGAAAAUUAUAA